AUGACAGAUUUAGAACUAUACCUCAACGUGCGAAUACCUAAUGGCAGAUUUUCGUAUCGUCCGUAUGAGCAAUUUUCAUAUCCUCCUCCUCCUCCAUAUUCUCCUUGGUACGUCCCUUUUUCGUAUCGUCCGUAUGAGCAAUUUUCAUAUUCUCCUCCUCCUCCACAUUCUCCUCCCCCUCCUCCAUAUUCUCCUUGGUACGUCCCUUUUUCGUAUCGUUCGUAUGAGCAAUUUUCAUAUCCUCCUCCUCCACAUUCUCCUCCUCCUCUUCCAUAUUCUCCUUGGUACGUCCCUUUUUCGUAUCGUCCGUACGAGCAAUUUUCAUAUCCUCAUUUGUACCCUCAUUUGUACGAGCCUUUUUCAUACCCAUAUCCGUAUGGCCCUUCUUCAUCUCCUCCUCCUCCACCCGGCGGCGAUUGCCGAGUUCCACGGGAGCAUAGCAAAGAAGAAGAAAAAGUAGAAUUAGAGGUGGAAAUCAUAAAGUACCUGGAGAAUUUUGUGCAUGUGACUGUAUCCAGAAUUGUUGAAAUAUAUUCUAGUGAACAAGGAGAAGAAGAAGUAAAAUUAGAUGUGGAAAAGGUAAAGGCCUUGCAGGAUUGUGUACAAGGAGAAGAAGAAGUAAAAUUAGAUGUGGAAAAGGUAAAGGCCUUGCAGGAUUGUGUGUAUGUGUUUAUUGCUGAAAUAUGGUCCAAUGAAAAAGAAGUAACAUUAGAGGCGGGCUUGGUAAAGGCUCAACUGGAUUGUCAGCAUGCGUUUUUGUCCAGGAUUUUUGAAAUAUUGUAUGACUCAAAUUUCAGACUAGAUGAAAAAGGAAAAAUCUCACAAGACACUAUUAAGAAGAAGAUUGUUGAAAUAGUGUUUGGCCCAAAUUUUGAACUAGACAAGGACACUAAAAAUGCAAGAACUACCCCACACGACACUCUUAAGAAGAAGAAGGAGGAGGAUGAUUAA
Messenger RNA from Ipomoea nil (Japanese morning glory), 951 nucleotides. Its product is annotated as cleavage and polyadenylation specificity factor subunit 6-like. NCBI's taxonomy places the organism in Eukaryota, Viridiplantae, Streptophyta, Magnoliopsida, Solanales, Convolvulaceae. The record is from RefSeq and is a predicted model, not a curated record. The transcript has a single exon. Bases 1 to 951 code for a protein of 316 amino acids.